Messenger RNA from Gregarina niphandrodes, 1293 nucleotides. RefSeq lists its product as hypothetical. The transcript has 2 exons. Lineage: Eukaryota; Apicomplexa; Conoidasida; Eugregarinorida; Gregarinidae. The coding region runs from base 1 to 1293 and encodes 430 amino acids. The record is from RefSeq and is a predicted model, not a curated record.
AUGUUUGAUGACUGGGCGACGAGUGGUGAUACGAGCCCGGCAUUGCUUCGUUUGCUGAGUCGGGUGAAGGAGAGGAACACGAGUACUUUGAUCCGGUGGAACGGCGACCACACAGCAGGGGUGCGCAUAACCCAACGGGAAUUGGUAUUAAGUGGAUCCGAGAAGAUAGUGACACAUGUGGAAGCGGUAUUGCGGACCUAUGAUAAGGAGGCGGGUACACGGACACCGACGACACGAGAACCGGCGGACGAAGGUGGGGGUGAUGAAAGUGUCGUGGAAGAUGACGUGCACGUAAUCUUGUCAAUAAAACACAUCCAUUCUGCCUCAUGGAUUCGCGAACUAAGUGUGCAUCGAUCGGUUUUGUUUGCAUGCGCAAUCACCAACGUGGACUACCCUGUUGAAAUCCCCGAAAGCAGCAUGCGUCUAUUCCGGGAUGUCGCACAUAGCAUCGCCCAUACGCAUAUUUUCAUUGAGAAGAUGCUGCCCUACCUCAAGUUUCCAACACUCCGCAACGAGGUCAGCAUUUUUUGGUGGAGGGCCGUCAACGACGGCUGUCUAGUCAUACAGAAUUGGAGCACUGGACGACUACUCAUAUUCCAAUCCAAAGGUCGCAGUAUAAAGGAUGCGUCUGUGACGUUUGCCGACUUUUAUAGCAUAUUACAAGAAGGAUUGCCGUAUGAGUUUUCGGUGACUAACGAAGAUUAUGAAAGUGUAUCUUUAGCGGCUCACGAAGAAGUGGACUUGGACUAUUGUUACGGUUCAGAAGAAGAUGUGGCUGGUGUAUUAAAUUCGUGGACAUUAGAGGAUGGGGUAUCACCAUGGUUGACCAAAUUGGUGGUGAAAUCUACUACCAAGCGGAACUUGGUUCGGCAACAAAGAUAUUCUCUAGGAGUAGAGAUUCAGGAGACUCCACCAAUGACGCCUGAAGACAAUGAUAAUAAUGAACCAAUAUUCCAAGACAGUAACUCCCGUAGUCUCUUCCUAUUAAUUCAGGUUCAUAUGAACGAACCUCUUUCCAGGGAACUACGAGCUUAUCCGGUCUGUAUGAUACCUGUAGCGAUUCAGAGCUACGAGCACAGAGACCUAAUCUUGAUCUAUCUCAGGUGUUUGUGGUUCUUGAGGAAACUCUACGAAUUUCACCAGUCAGUGAACUUCGCUGGAAACACCAUUAAAAUUAAAAAUGAACUUCGACCGUACAAACGAAUUGACGAGAAAGACCUUGCACAAAAAUUCAAGCUGGCUGGCGGCGCUAAACUGACUACUCGAAAACAUUUUUAUUUCCAUGAAAACUAA